Miscanthus lutarioriparius is the source of this 1521-nucleotide messenger RNA. The record is from the annotation of a GenBank genome assembly. Lineage: Eukaryota; Viridiplantae; Streptophyta; Magnoliopsida; Poales; Poaceae.
AUGGGCGAGGAGGAAGCAGCUGCUCCGUUGCUGGUGGCGGUGCCGGGCAACAAUGGUGACGAUCUCCGCCUCGACCUCACCCGCACCAUCCAUGGAGAUGGAGAUGAUGAUGGGCGGAAAGCUGCAGGAGAGGCGUCGUCAUCGGCGAGGCAUGCGCUGCCGGGGUGGGACUGGGCGGAGGUGACGGGGCAGCUGGCCUUCGCGGCGCCCAUGGUGGCCACCAGCAUGGCCUACUACGCCAUCCCGCUCGUCUCCGUCAUGUUCGCCGGCCGCCUCGGCGACCUGCAGCUCGCCGCCGCCACCCUCGGCAACUCCUGGGGCACCGUCACUGGCAUCGCGCUCAUGACCGGGCUGAGCGGGUCACUGGAGACGCUGUGCGGGCAAGGGUACGGGGCGAGGGCGUACCGGACGAUGGGCGUGCACCUGCAGGCUUCCCUGCUCACCUCGACGCUGGCCUCCGCCGUCGUCUCCCUCGUCUGGCUCUACUCGGAGCCGCUGCUCGUCUUCCUCGGCCAGGACCCGGCGACGUCGCGCCUGGCGGCCGACUUCCUCCUCCACUCGGUGCCCGCGCUGUUCGCCUACGGCUUCAUCCAGUGCGCGCUCCGCUUCCUGCAGGCGCAGUCCGUGGUGGCGCCGCUCGUCGCCUUCUCGCUGCUCCCGCUGGCCGCGCACGUCGGCGUCGCGCACGCGCUCGUCAACGUGCUCGGCAUGGGGUUCGCCGGCGCCGCCGUGGCCACCUCCGUCUCGCUCUGGUUGUCGUUCCUCAUGCUCGCCGCGUACGUCAUGUUGUCGGCCAGGUUCAGGGAGACUUGGCCGGGGCUCACAUCGGAGGCCUUCCGACACGUCCUGCCUGGCAUGAAGCUCGCCAUCCCCUCCGCGGUCAUGGUCUGCUUCGAGUACUGGUCGUUCGAGAUCCUGGUGCUGUUUGCUGGGCUGAUGCCAGAGCCUCAGCUCAGCACUUCCAUCAUUGCAAUGUGCCAAAACACUGAAGCAAUAUCAUACAUGAUCACCUAUGGCUUCGCCGCCGUCAUCAGCACACGGGUGUCCAACGAGCUGGGAGCCCGGAACAUCGCCAACGCGAAGAAGGCGCUGGCCGUGUCGCUGGCGCUGUCCCUGAUGCUGGGGGUGGCGUUCCUGCUGCUCCUGGGCCUCGGCCACGAGGUGUGGGCGCGGCUCUUCAGCAGCAGCGAGGCCGUGGUGAGCGCGUUCGCGUCCAUGACGCCGCUGCUCAUCGGCUCCGUGGUGCUGGACUCCACGCAGGGGGUGCUGUCGGGCGUCGCCAGAGGCUGCGGGUGGCAGCACCUGGCUGCCUGGACCAACCUGGUGGCCUUCUACGUCAUCGGCUUGCCCCUCGCCAUCCUCUUCGGGUUCACGCUUGGGUUCCAGACCAAGGGGCUGUGGAUGGGCCAGAUAUGCGGCCUCCUCUGCCAGAACUGCGUCCUCUUCUUCAUCACCCUGCGAACCAACUGGGAGGAGUUAGACCUCACCAUGUUCAACAAGGACAACGAUUUUGUCUGCUGA